Molecule: messenger RNA, 1148 nt
Organism: Diuraphis noxia (Russian wheat aphid)
Lineage: Eukaryota; Metazoa; Arthropoda; Insecta; Hemiptera; Aphididae
Source: RefSeq, a predicted model, not a curated record
UGUUCGAAUUCGCGGUAACCGAGAACGUUGUCCUCAAAUUAUCUGCCAUACUGUGAACGACGCGAUGAUAGCUACGAAGAUAGAACUCGGCGGAAGUUACGCUAUAUCCGCACCAUCGCUAUUACUGCUACUGCUACUUCUGCUGCCGCCGUUGAAGGGCAUCGGUAGUGGCGGCGUGCUCAGUUUAGAAGAAGAGAGCGGCCUGAUGAUGGACGGAAUUCCGGCCGAGCAUCGGGAUAGGUUGGAGUUGUUGACCACGGUGCUGGCUAUGGAUACGGAAUGGUCGGCUGUCUGGAGCGAAACGCUUAAACCGGAUGUGGUUGAAGACGCAGGUCUGGUUAAAGAGUUCUGUCCAUCACUCCCYGAGAUCAAAGGAAAUAUUAACGCGAUCGAUUUCGUGAAAAACGUCAUGACGCACUGCUCUCACUCGGGCAUGUACGUGGAGUUCGCUGUCUAUAUAGUGGCCGUUUCAGCCCAGUGCCUGUUCAGCAGACACGCUAAGCUCCAGCUAGAUGCCAUACAGUCUAUACCCCACUCUGCUAUAAAUGAGUACGCCUUGCACCUCAAAGGCCUGGAGGAAGAUUUUCAGAUAAUCGCCAAUCUGCUGGCCACCUUCGACGCGGAUCUAGUUCCUCUGAUCGCAGUGGCCAAGUUUUUCAGUGAGGUACGAACGAAGUGGGUCACUUACGGUGAGGAAAACAAAAAAUCGAAAAUGUACCAGAAUGAAAUCAAACGUAAGGCCUUUAAACUAAGUGAUUAUCUGGAUACGAAAAACGAUUAUUGUGCCGAGUACCCAACACAUUGGUAUGACCAGSAUAAAAAAAAUAUCGUGACACUUAACGUGGCGGAUAUAGAACGUUCACCUGAAUCGGAUGGUUCAUCGACGUCCACUACAGAAGGGUCUACACUUCCAAAGCAACUGGUAGUAAGGAAAGCCCACCAGUUGCGAAUGUUAUUUCUAGAAGAAUUCAAAAAACUUCUCCUAGGAAAAUUACCACCGAAUGUUUGGAAACUGAUGUUCGAAAAUAACAUUCUCGUGAGACCAAUCGAAACGAAAAUGCCGAAAGGGCUUAUUUCAAAAUUAAACGACAAUUUAAAGAAAAUUGGCAAUAAAUUUAGGAGAAAAUAAUUAUAGUAUUAAUGUAAUC